This is a messenger RNA of Oncorhynchus nerka (sockeye salmon), 1910 nucleotides long. It is a transcript of the gene tfap4, whose product is annotated as transcription factor AP-4 (activating enhancer binding protein 4). Gene Ontology annotation, molecular function: RNA polymerase II cis-regulatory region sequence-specific DNA binding; protein dimerization activity; DNA-binding transcription factor activity, RNA polymerase II-specific. Bases 311 to 1315 code for a protein of 334 amino acids. Gene Ontology annotation, cellular component: nucleus. Gene Ontology annotation, biological process: regulation of transcription by RNA polymerase II. Lineage: Eukaryota; Metazoa; Chordata; Actinopteri; Salmoniformes; Salmonidae. The transcript has 7 exons. The record is from RefSeq and is a predicted model, not a curated record.
GGAGGCUUUUGGUAGUGCUGUGUGAUUCCUACCAGCUGUUUCCCGCCUUGAAAGACAUCCGAUCAGCUGCAACUACACACAUACACGCAGAAGGAAAGAGAGAGAUUGAGAGCGCCACACAACGAGGGAACCCUAUCAGCUGGAAGUAGAGUAACGUUUAGAACUCCGACUGCUCUGCUACUACAUAAGGAAUUUUCCGAAUUAUGAAAUUAUUCUAGAUUUAUGAGCAAGGGAAUUUGCACCUGAAACUGGAACAUAUUUUGUGCGUUAAUUCAUUUGAACCGGGGGACACACAACUGGAGAGGAAAGCAUGGAGUAUUUCAUGGUACCAGCACAGAAGGUGCCCUCCUUGCAACAUUUUAGGAAAACGGAGAAGGAAGUGAUUGGGGGUCUUUGUAGCCUGGCGAACAUUCCUCUGACCCCCGAGACGGCGCGCGACCAGGAGCGGCGGAUCCGCCGGGAGAUCGCCAACAGCAACGAGCGGCGGCGCAUGCAGAGCAUCAACUCCGGCUUCCAAUCGCUCAAGACGCUCAUCCCCCACAGCGAUGGAGAGAAACUCAGCAAGGUGGGUCCGAGGGAGGAAAGGAAGGGAGAGAAACUCAGCAAGGCGGCCAUCUUGCAGCAGACAGCAGAGUACAUCUUCGCUCUGGAGCAGGAGAAGACACGGCUACUGCAACAGAACAGCCAGCUCAAACGCUUCAUUCAGGAGUUCAGCGGCUCCUCGCCAAAGAGGAGGCGCGGGGCGGAGGAGAAGGAUGAAGGGAUCGGUUCCCCAGACAUUUUGGAGGAGGAGAAGACGGAUGACCUGCGGAGGGAGAUGGUGGAGCUGAGACAGCAGCUGGACAAGGAGCGCUCUGUCCGCAUGAUGCUGGAGGAGCAUUUGAGGCAGGAGGAGGUCUGCUGUGUUGUGGUUGGUGGUACUCAGCCUGAACAUGUGUUAGGAACUCACUCCGAGCAGCAGGAGAGAGCCAGCACCCCAGCCCACAGCCCACAGGUGCUGGCCCCCAGGUCGUCCCCCGCCCCCACCCACCACCCCACGGUCAUCGUCCCAGCCCCCGCACCAGCCCCGCCUCCCCAUCACGUCACCGUGGUAACCAUGGGCCCGGCCUCUGUCAUCAACACAGCCUCCACGUCUCGCCAGAACCUGGACACCAUUGUGCAGGCCAUCCAGCACAUUGAGAGCAUCCAGGAGAGGGUGGGGGAGGAGGAGCAGCGCCGGGCGGUGAUCGUCACCCAGGGGCGCGCCCUCACAGACACAGCGGGGUCCGACACGGCGUCCGACAGCGAGUGGCCAGAGGACUGCUCACUGCCCUGAGGCCUCCCAUCACACACAGGGGCCACGAGAGGGGGGCCUGUACAACACCCACAAUACUCUGAUUAUAUGGCCAUUUAUUAGGUUGGAUAGACGGAUCAGACUCACACACACACUGAACUAGGAUAGUCUACUGUAACUGGAUAAUUACACAUACACACUUCUUUCUGUCUCCCUUUUCUGCUUUCUUGCUUUUUCUCAAACCGGACAAAAAACAUCAGUAGAAAGGUGAUGGGUUGACCUGACAGUUCCGCAUAGCUCAAGCAGCCAGCAGCCUUCCAAUCGGUCACGAAGCACCCAUCCAACCCACUCCCUCUCUGGGUCUUGCUCCUCCAGAGGGCUGCCUGAGGAUGGAAGUGUCACACCCAGGUCCAACCCACUCCCUCUCUGGGUCUUGCUCCUCCAGAGGGCUGCCUGAGGAUGGAAGUGUCACACCCAGGUCCAACCCACUCCCUCUCUGGGUCUUGCUCCUCCAGAGGGCUGCCUGAGGAUGGAAGUGUCACACCCAGGUCCAACCCACUCCCUCUCUGGGUCUAGCUCCUCCAGAGGGCUGCCUGAGGAUGGAAGUGUCACACCCAGGUCCAACCCUCUCCCUCUC